CAGGCUAGCGUGAGAAUCAAGCGAGUUGGCCCGUGCACUUCCCCAUCGGGGCGGCACACAACGAUUUUCUACCCCGAACCUUCGACUUUCCUUCAACAGCGCCAACGACCCUCGUCAACAACCCCCCGUCAACUCCCCCCCACGACAACUCAAGAUGACUCACGAGUCCGUUUGGUUCAGCCGCCCCCGCAAGUACGGCAAGGGCUCCCGCGAGUGCCGCGUCUGCGCCCACCGCGCUGGUCUGAUCCGCAAGUACGGCAUGAACAUCUGCCGUCAGUGCUUCCGUGAGAAGUCCACCGACAUCGGUUUCGUCAAGUACCGCUAAACAACCAAACCAUGUCCGCCUUUAAACACUUUUCUCGAUUCCAUUCGCGUCCAUGAUCCGUUUACGUGCCCUGGCGCUCGGCCACCAUAGUGGCCCGGGAAGGGGAAUGUUUCGAAGCGUCGGGAAAUGUUAAUGCGCCCACGUUUCUUUCGCAU
This is a messenger RNA of Penicillium longicatenatum, 480 nucleotides long. RefSeq names its product 40S ribosomal protein uS14. The transcript has 5 exons. Bases 155 to 325 code for a protein of 56 amino acids. The record is from RefSeq and is a predicted model, not a curated record. Gene Ontology annotation, molecular function: structural constituent of ribosome; zinc ion binding. NCBI's taxonomy places the organism in Eukaryota, Fungi, Ascomycota, Eurotiomycetes, Eurotiales, Aspergillaceae. Gene Ontology annotation, biological process: translation. Gene Ontology annotation, cellular component: cytosolic small ribosomal subunit; ribosome.